Messenger RNA from Chlorella variabilis, 1188 nucleotides. RefSeq lists its product as hypothetical. NCBI's taxonomy places the organism in Eukaryota, Viridiplantae, Chlorophyta, Trebouxiophyceae, Chlorellales, Chlorellaceae. The record is from RefSeq and is a predicted model, not a curated record. Bases 1 to 1188 code for a protein of 395 amino acids. The transcript is spliced from 12 exons. Gene Ontology annotation, cellular component: nucleus.
AUGCAGCGGCGUUCGUCACGGGGCGCGGCUCGGUCAGCGCGGUGGCAGGAGGCAGCAGAGGCGGGCCAGGGGCUGAGCGAAGAGGAGGAGGCCCCGCGCAAGCGCAGGGCUGGCAAAGGCACGCCGCUACGCUCCCCUGUGGAGGAGCAGGAUGAGGAGGAUUAUGCCCCGGACCAGGAUGAGGAGGAGGCGGAGCAGCAGAAGUGCAGUGGGCGGCAGGCAGGCGGCAGGCGGGCGCUCGCUGCGGGUGACGAGGCAGGGCCGUCGGCCAAGCGCGGCCGCCGUAGCCUGCCGGCGGCAGUGAAGCAAGAGCCCGGCGGGGGUGAGGCCGGCCCGUCGCGCUAUGCAGCAGCAGCGGGAGGAGCUGCGCGAGCCACCAACGCCGAGCUUCGAGCGGUGGACGAGAAGAUAGCAGAGUACCGUCGGCUGCGGGACCAUGCGGCGGAAAAGGCGGAGGGCAAGGCGCCUCGCAUGGCGAUGGAGCAGGCGUCGCGGGCGCUGGUGCGUCACAUGCUCUUCUCACACAGCGAGAAGCCGGGGGUGCCGGUCAAGCGCGCAGGCAAGCUGGCGCCGCUGCCAAACACCCAAGCAGCCUGCACCUGGUCCAAAAGCCCUGCCACCAGCGAGGUGUCUGCCGUGGUGACCCAGCGCUUCCCAAACCUCAAAUCCAAGACCGCAGUCACAUCGUAUGUGAUUGCACACGCGCAGCACUACCUGGCAGCUAGCCUGGGCCUGGAGAUGCUGAGCCAGAGCAAGGCGACGCUGCGGGGGCGCGAGGGCGCGGGCAGCCAGCAGUUUGUGCUGCGCAGCAUGGUGCCGCCGGCGCUGCGGGCAGCGUAUGUGCUGGACCCAUCCCAGGCCUCCCAGCGGGGCCUGCUCAUGGUGGUGCUCGCGCUGAUCAACCUGGCUGGCGGCAAGCUGGAGGAGGAGGAGCUGGCGACGCAGCUGGCGGAGCUGGGCGUCUCCACCCAGCAGCCGCACCCCGUGUUUGGGCAGGUGGAUGCCCAGAUCAAGUACAUCCAGCAGGACAAGCAGGCGGGGCCCGAGGGGGAUGUCAUCGUGUACCGCUUUGCGGAACAGGCUGUGGGGCCACAAGCUGAGAUUGGUGAGUCAGCCAUCCAUCGGUUCAUUGAGGAUCAAUUCGCGGCGGCACCGGCGGCGGGCGGAGGCGGCGGAGAGGAUCACUAG